Sclerotinia borealis F-4128 is the source of this 774-nucleotide messenger RNA. The record is from the annotation of a GenBank genome assembly. Lineage: Eukaryota; Fungi; Ascomycota; Leotiomycetes; Helotiales; Sclerotiniaceae.
AUGUCAUCCGUCACAGGAAUACCAGAAAACCCUCGAGUAGUAACAGGAGAGCUCCAAGAACCUCAUGUGGCUGGCUAUGGAGAAGAUGAGCCUUUGCUAGGAAGAGUCGGCGAUGCAUCACAGCAAGAAGGACGGCCACUCUUCUGGAAUCUUGCACUUGGCACAGCAGUAAUAACUCAAGUCGGACUCGUCCUUCUCGUAGCUCACGUUUGGGCCAGCAUAUUUCUUUCUCCGUUAAUGCUCUUCUCGGCACAUCCUCUACUCAAUUCUGCUGGACUCUUGGUUCUUACCCAAGGUAUCCUCAUUCUACAACCUACGCAUACCGCCACACAGAAACGUCAGGGUACUCUCGCACACGCGGGAAUAAAUGCUCUAGCUGGUAGUAUUCUUGUUGCCGGACUUGUGGUUAUUGAGGUCAAUAAGUUCGCACACAAUGGUACCCAUUUCGUAUCAGCUCAUGCUAUCCUUGGCCUAAUCACAUAUCUGCUUCUCUUCGUCCAAGCCCUCGUCGGCUUCACACAAUACUACACCCCCUCCCUUUACGGCUCGGUCUCCACCGCAAAAUCUAUCUACAAAUACCAUCGACUAAGCGGUUACCUUAUCCUCCUCCUAAUCCUCGCCACGAUCUCCGCGGCGACAUGGACAGAUUUCAAUGUUAACCUGUUGCAUAUAAAGAGUUGGGCUAUCAUUAUCUGUGCGGUACUUGUAUUGAUUGGGAUUAUCCCCCGAAUCAAGAAACAGAAAUUAGGCUUGGGGUCGUCCUUGGGGAAUUGA